CUCAUGUCAGGUACUAAAGUAAUGAGCUAACCGAAUACUUAUACUCAUAAAACCUAAUUUACCUUCAAAACUGACACUUUAUAAGCAAACGUGGCGGCGUAAGCCGUGGUAGCUUGCACGGACCCGGCUGAGAUUAAUAGUGAAAAUGUUGGCACGCCUAACACCAGGGACAGUUAUAGCAAGCCCUGCACAUGCAGCAAAGCCAGUUCCCGUCGUGUCACCGGUGCAUCCGGCGACACUGAGGACCGUUGGUGCCUUGCCGCUCAUCAGUUCUGUGCAGUCCAGCAGCGGAGUUGUUCCUAAAGCAAAGCGAUGCUCGGUGCUUGUACACGGCCAGGCAAAUAGCUCGUUGCAGCUUCCCAUCGACCUGGACCUUGAAGAACCGCUCCCUGGCUUCGAUUCCAUCGCUUCAGCGCUGGCGGACCUUGCGGCCGGCAAGCUUGUCGUAGUAGUAGACGACGAGGAUCGCGAGAAUGAGGGAGACCUCAUUAUGAACGCUGACAAGGUGACUACGGAGUCCAUGGCAUUCCUUGUGGAGUACACCAGCGGCGUCGUAUGCAUUUCCAUGGAGGGCAGCGACCUGGACCGCCUACGUCUACCUCUCAUGGUCAACAGCGCGGAGAACGAGGAGUCUAUGUACACAGCAUUCACGGUCACCGUGGACAUCCGCGACGGCAUCACCACCGGCAUCUCCGCUUCUGACCGCACCAAAACAGUCCGUCGCCUUGCCGACCCAACCGCAACAGCUGGCGAUUUCCGCCGGCCAGGCCACAUCUUCCCGCUCCGCUGCAGACCCGGUGGCGUGCUCGUACGACCAGGCCACACAGAAGCAGGCGUUGACCUAGCCCGUCUGUCAGGCUCCUUCCCAGCCGGCGUGCUUUGCGAGUUGGUCAACAAGGAAGACGGCAGCAUGGCUCGCACGCCACAGCUCCUGGAGUUUUCCAAGCGUCACGGCCUUCGCUGCAUCACCAUCGCCGACCUCAUCCGCUACCGCUUGCGGCAUGACACCCUUAUCACACCCGCCGGCCAGCCCACGCCCACCGUAACACGCUCCGGAACCGCCGUGACGACCCACUGCUUCCGCUCCCUCGUAGACGGCACGGAGCAUGUGGCCUUCGUGCAUGGUGCCGUCGCGGACGCCUCCUCGGACGUGCUCCUUCACGUGCACCAUGAGCGGACUCUCGCUGACCUGCUGGACUGCUCCGAGCCGGGGAGCAGUGGCAACGGCAGCGGCAGCUCCUCCUCCUCAUCUUCCUCCCUAGAUGCCUCCCUGCGGUCUGUGGCACAGGCGGGUGCGGGAGUGGUGCUGUACAUGCGCGGCCAGACGGCACGCGGCAUUCCGCCUUCUGCAGAGUUGCUGACACUGGCACAGCAGCAGGGCGGCCGCAGCAACAGCAGCCGGGGGCAGGACCUGUACGCCACGGACUUGCGGGAUGCGGCGCUGGUGGCUCAGAUGCUGCGAGCGCUGGGUGUGUCCAGGGUUGUGCUCGCGGGAGGGGACGCGGCGCUUGCUACGGCACUUCGGAGCUGCGGACUAAGCAUUAGGACAGCGGCUGCGGCGGCGGGUGCGGGGGCGUCAUCAGCGCAUUACAGCAGCAGCAGCAACGGCACUGCGGGACAUGCACGGGGCAACCAGCAGCCGCUGCAGGCGGCUGGGGCGCGAUAGCUGAGGGGCAGGGAGGGGGGCAGGAUGGUGAUGGCGCGUGGGUGCGGGUGCGGGGGUAGUGCAGGAGGUUUGCUUAACAGCGUAGGGAUAGGUGCAAGGUACCGGUAGCGUGGGCUGUAGUGUGGGAUUGGUAGUAGCAUGGCUAACGUGGCAGUAGAAGCGGCGCCCGUUAUGCCUGACGGGUAGUGGCGUACCAGCGCAGAUGAUGCAUGGGAUUAGGGCCCUUGGUGCGGCCGAUGUUUUCCUAAUCUGCAUUUCAGGUGCAAGGUGGGCUUCUUUGGGUGGGGUGAGGGGCUUGUUGGGAGCUUAGGAACGGCCAUGUCUGUUACAGCCGCAACGCGACAAGCUGCAGCAGCAUCCCUAACUAACUGUUGGUGUAUCAUGGUGACCGGUGACAGCAGUACAGCAGUACAUGUCCGCUGCGUUGUGAGGAUCAGACAGACAUAUUUUGUCCUGACGUUGCCUUGCGCACGUUCAGAGCAUGCCGUUCAUAGAGCUGUGCGGUGGCUUUGCCUGCGUAGGUUUAAAGGCGAUACCUGGAUGCCGUUGUGCUGGUUCACAUACACAGGGGUACGCGGGAUAGGGUGGUGCGUCGUCGUGGCAUUGCGUCGCUAUGCCAUGUGACCGAGCUGGUACCGGUAGCUGCAACGCUAAGAGUCCUCGGGCCUAAGGCAGACCUGUUACCAGAAAACCUUCCCAGCAAGCAGGAUGCCUCGGCGGGUCGCACGUACGCCUAAGGUUACGCAGCAUGCACAUAUUUUUGAGAGAGUGAUGAGUGACACGUGUGAUCAGAUGUGGAUGUGCGUACGGCUAACAUGUUUAACACACAAUGCUGGAUGCUUGCUAGGUCUCGGGAGGACUGGUAGCUGCUUUAUCAUUUGCUUCCCUCAUGAGAAGCGUGUUGGGUGGCCAAGCAGGGCUGCGAGCGCGUCUGUUUAACAUGACUGCACGGUUGGUCGCAGCGCCGCAUACGAUUCGGAACAUGCAGGCGUUUGCUCUGAAAUACCAAUAGUGAUG
Molecule: messenger RNA, 2683 nt
Organism: Astrephomene gubernaculifera
Lineage: Eukaryota; Viridiplantae; Chlorophyta; Chlorophyceae; Chlamydomonadales; Astrephomenaceae
Source: the annotation of a GenBank genome assembly